Zea mays is the source of this 1419-nucleotide messenger RNA. RefSeq names its product Agamous-like MADS-box protein AGL5. Bases 243 to 1031 code for a protein of 262 amino acids. Gene Ontology annotation, cellular component: nucleus. Gene Ontology annotation, molecular function: DNA-binding transcription factor activity; RNA polymerase II transcription regulatory region sequence-specific DNA binding; protein dimerization activity. The transcript is spliced from 9 exons. NCBI's taxonomy places the organism in Eukaryota, Viridiplantae, Streptophyta, Magnoliopsida, Poales, Poaceae. The record is from RefSeq and is a predicted model, not a curated record. Gene Ontology annotation, biological process: positive regulation of transcription by RNA polymerase II.
AAAUCAGAAGGGGAUCGGAACAGACACAACUGCAUCUGCAUACAGCUGCUGGGUGCUGCUAACUGCAUCACCGGCCUCACCUCACAUACCUUCCCCUCCCUUCACCACCACCACCUUUAAUACCUCACCCUCCUCUCCUCUUCCCCUUCCCGGCCUGCUCCUCCCCGGCCCUCACAUCCUCUUUCAGUUCCCUCUCUGGAUCUCUUCCUGAAGAGAGGCACUGCCACACCACCACGCCACCCAUGCUCAACAUGAUGACCGAUCUGAGCUGCGGGCCGUCGUCCAAGGCGAAAGGAGGGCAGCCGGCGGCGGCGCCGGGCUCCGGCGGCGACAGGCAGGGGAGGGGCAAGAUCGAGAUCAAGCGCAUCGAGAACACGACGAACCGGCAGGUCACCUUCUGCAAGCGCCGCAACGGCCUGCUCAAGAAGGCGUACGAGCUCUCGGUGCUCUGCGACGCCGAGGUCGCGCUCGUCGUCUUCUCCAGCCGCGGCCGCCUCUACGAGUACGCCAACAACAGUGUGAAGUCCACCAUUGAGAGGUACAAGAAGGCCAACAGUGACACCUCCAACUCUGGCACAGUUGCAGAAGUCAAUGCUCAGCACUACCAGCAGGAGUCCUCCAAGCUGCGCCAGGCGAUCGAUAGCUUGCAAAACGCAAACAGGACCAUAGUGGGAGAUUCAAUCCACACCAUGGGCCUCAGGGAGCUUAAGCAGAUGGAGGGCAAGCUGGAGAAGGCCAUAAACAAGAUUAGAGCUAGAAAGAAUGAGCUCUUGUAUGCUGAAGUUGAAUAUAUGCAAAGAAGGGAGAUGGAUCUGCAGACUGACAACAUGUACCUGAGGAGCAAGAUCGCCGAGAAUAAUAAUGAAACGGGGCAGCCAGCGAUGAACAUGAUUGGAGUGCCGUCGACGAGCGAGUACGAUCACAUGGCCUCUUUUGUUGACUCGAGAAACUUUCUUCAGGUGAACAUGCAGCAGCAGCAGCCUCAGCACUACUCCCAUCAGCUGCAACCAACGACCCUCCAACUCGGAUGAUGAAAUUAAGAAUCUUCGGCCAACAAUCCAUGCACGCAAGCACGCAGUAAAUCAUGUGUGUCCAACUCAGAUAAAAAAAUCUACUCUAGCGUUUGUAUAAUUAUUAAUAAUCGUGACUAGUAAACUGUUAUAUAUAUAUGUAUAGCCAUGUGUGUGGUGGCGCCUACAUAUAUGUCAUGUGGCUGUACGGCGAGUUUUUUUUUCACAAGCGUUUGCAGCAGCAUUUGGUGUUGCUCAUCGAUCAAUUAAUCGCAAGAAAUUAAACUUGUCACCACUGUGGGUGUACGUGUUAAUGCAGUUGUUGUAUCUGUUAAUUGUACCCUCCAUCAGAUAAACGCGGGUGCGCGUAUGCAUACUUAUUUAUGUGUAUGAUUAUUUGUGUGGUUUA